Molecule: messenger RNA, 3045 nt
Organism: Zeugodacus cucurbitae (melon fly)
Lineage: Eukaryota; Metazoa; Arthropoda; Insecta; Diptera; Tephritidae
Gene: Mipp2
Product: multiple inositol polyphosphate phosphatase 1
Exons: 5
Coding region: 141-1520 (459 amino acids)
Molecular function (GO): inositol phosphate phosphatase activity; acid phosphatase activity
Source: RefSeq, a predicted model, not a curated record
UUAUUCACCAUUUACUGUUUCUGCUAUUCCUGUGUGAUUAUUAUUAUUUGUGUGUCCUCUUCUAUUUUAUAAUUUAACUAAAUUUCCUAUUUUAUUUAAUUGACAAAUUUUUGCAACUAUUCACGUUGAAUACUGCAGAAAUGAUAAAGUGCCUAGUCUAUUUGUAUUUAUUGUGUGCCAUUGGGUGUUUAGUAUUACAAGUCGUUGCUGAAACUGAACAAGUUGCACCUGAAACAGAAGAGCAGUUAGAGCCGCAAUGUUCACAAGUCAAACGACAUGAUAUCGAGACGCACUUAUCUACGAAAACUCCUUAUCGUGUAGUGGCUAACCUGGACGAUGAACCGAUCGAGUAUCCGGAUUGUCGUCCAACGCGUAUGUGGUCAGUCAUAAGACAUGGAACUCGAAAUCCUAGCAAAGAACAUAUUGAAAAAGCAAAGUCGAUACUAACUCGAUUGAAGGAAUACAUUUUAUCGAAACCGAAAACUAAGUUAUGUCCGAAGGAAUUGGCACGUUUUAGUCUUUGGGGUUUUGAUGUCGAUAACGAAGAGGAGAAAUAUCUUACAACUGAAGGGGAAUACGAGCUGAUGGGAUUAGGGAAGCGAAUGCGAAAUCGUUUUCCAAAACUAUUACUUAAUCAUUUUGAUCCUGAUAUAUAUUUUUUUAAAUAUACGAAGACGCAGCGCACGCUAAAGAGCGCAGAGAGUUUUGCCGCUGGUCUUUUUGGAAGAGAAAACGUUGGACCAGUAGUAUACCCCGAAGCUGAGCAUAAGGAUCCAGUUUUAAGGUUUUAUAAACUUUGCAACAAAUGGAAAAUCGAUGUUGAUAAAAAUCCAAAGACAUUUGACAAUUCAGAACGUUUUCUGCAUGAACCCGAAAUAAUUGAUGCCGUUAACUAUAUACGUCAUCGCACACAAAUUCAAAAUAUCACAGCCGAAGACGCCAAGCUCAUUUAUACGAUAUGCGGUUUUGAGACAGCUUGGCAUCGUGGCCAAGAGCCCUCUGUGUGGUGUAGUCUAUUCAAUCAGGACACAAUUAAAGCUUUCGAAUUUUUCGAAGAUCUCGAGUAUUUCUGGAAUGACGGUUAUGGCUAUGAAAUCACCCAUCGCAUGGCCUGUGCAGCGAUUCAAAAUAUGUUUGAAUAUAUUGAUCCAACAUCGAACAAAUCAAAUGUCACCUUUUACUUUACACACUCUGGUACUCUGUUGAAGGUUUUGGCUCAUCUUGGUCUUUAUAAAGAUGCCGAGCCUUUGACCUAUCGUGAUUUUGGGCGUGAACGCGCUUGGCGCACCAGCAUGAUCGACGCAUUCGCAACGAAUUUAGCUUUUGUGCUCUAUGAGUGUAAUAAUGAAAAUGGUCCAAUGGUAUUAACGUUGCAUCAAGAACGCGCCAUACGCUUGCCCGGCUGUCCACAGGAUCAAGAUCUCUGCAGCUUGAAAACACUAAAAACGCAUUAUGAACAACAGAUUUCGCAUUGUGACUUUGACGAGCUUUGCAAUAUACAUCAGCAUGACGAGAAUUGAAUAGAAUUGGAAAUAAUAUGAAAAUUUCGCUGACAGAGUGCUAUAUACCGCGUAUACUCCUUAAUACACCAGUUUUUAAUUAAUUUGCUGUUCUUGAAUAAUUUCGGCUACGAAUUGUGAAUUGUGAUUAUUGUUGUGCUCAGAAACUGUCAAAUGUCUUGGAUUAACAAAUGUGCAAAAAAAACAACAAACAAAACACAAAAAUGAAUUAGCAACUAAAUACAGCGACGCAACUAAUUUUGCUUAUACACAAAACUAAAAUUGAUAACAGCGCUGAAGAUGCAUAUACACACACACACACACAAAGAAGAAGUUUACAAAAAAUAUAUAUUUACAUAGUUAUAUAAAAAUGGUUUAUAUGAAAGCAAAAAAGAAAACACAUUUAAAACAACAAAAAUAAUAACAACAACUAGUAAUAAUAAUAAGCUAACAUAUAUACAAGAUGCAUACAUAUUUUCGUCUCAUAUGUAAAUAAACACGACGCUAAUGUACAUUUACAUACAUAUGUACAUUUAUGUAGUGCAAUUAAGUUAAAUAGUGUUUGUAGUGAUUAUCUUAUGCAAGAAACAAAACAAACAAAAAAACAAACGUUAACAGCAGCUAUAUUGUAACUUUACAGUUUAAGUUACCGCAAAGUGAACAAUAUGGUUUAAUUAAGAUUCGAUAAUUUGUAAAUUAAAGUGCAUACAACUAAACAUAGUCACGGCUAACUUGAGUUUUCUUCUUUGUUAACACUAAAAUUUUGUUGUAUAUAAAGAAAAUAUAUAUAUUUUUUUUUAAUACAAUAUUAGUCAGUUUGAAGUCGGUUGCAAAAAUUAAAAUUAAAAAUGUGCUAGCACGAUUUAAUGAACAAAAAUCCAAUUCAUGCUGCUUGAGUUGCGUGCAAAACCAUUUUCAUUGCAAUUGUGUGGCAUAAGUUAAAAUAUAACCUCAAAAUUGCAUACUGUUUCAAUUGGCUACAUUUGUAAAUGUAAAUUUUUAUAUAAUCAUAAGUUAUAAUUUGCGAAAUAGGCAUACAAUACGGGACGUGAAAUAAAACUCUAAAUUUAGUAUUUAUAAAAACACAUACAACAUACUAUAUAUUAUACAUAUAUAUAUUUAAAUAGGUAAAAUGCCUAUUGUCAGCCAAAAUAAUUAAGGGCGCAUUUUGAAAAUGUAUUCCGUUAAGUGCGUAUAACAAAGUUAAUUUAUAUGCAAUAAUUCAUUUGAUUACAAAUAAAAAAUAAAAAACACUUAAGGCAAACGGAAUAUAUAGAAGAAUAACAGUAAAAAAGUGAACGCAGUACGCAGUAAUGGUAAAUAAAAGAAAUAAACAAAAAUUUAAAUUUGAACUGGCUGCAAAAAUUCAACAUUAAAUUUAUUGUUGCUUUUUAAAGCGCGUUCAACUAAUUUGUUUCGCCAUACUUACUGUUAUUUAUCAGUUAAACUGAAAGUAAACGAACAAAAGCAUAAUUUGCAACAAACACCUUUACACUUAAUAUAAAUAAUUAGUUUCAGCAUACACUUUAAUAAAAAAAAAAACAAA